CAAAUUCCAAUCUUCAACUAAACACAUUUUGGCAAUUACGCAUGCUCAUUGAAACCGGAAAUGGAUUGCGGAAAAUCGCGCUACAUAUGCAAAGCAACAAAGGGUGAAAGAAAAGUAAAAAAGCUGUUUCCACAUUGGAAGUAGUCUGGUUGUCUGCUUUUUGCAUGACUGGUUCUAGUGAGUAAAGUGAUAGGCUGCGAAGUCAGUAAACCAGUCUUGUUAUCUGACAAGCUGCCUUAGCAGCAGAAGAUAAAAUUUACAGAUCAAGCAAAAUGGCUGUCACAACGAAAACAGCAUGGUUGACCUUCAUCGCCUUAGUGAUAACCUCAAGGUCAAAUGGAAUGAAGGUCGUAAACACAUACAGGGAUGUCUAUGGUGACAGUCUUCUAAAUGUAGACAUGGACAAUAAAUCUGGAACAGUCCUAAUCAGCAGUGUUAAUAGUAUCACAAAACUCAAUGAAAAUCUAGAUUUAAAAGAUAUAGUUCAGAUUGGAAAAAAUAGUUCCUAUUUAAGUAAUAUUGUGAUAGAUUCAAAAUCAGACUCAGUGAUUCUGUGUUCAGGAAAAAGUGGAAAGUGUGAAGUACGAUCUUUAAAAUAUUUUGAAAAAGUUCUGUCUGCAAAUCCAAAUGAUCUUGUGCCAAAGAACGGUGAUUCUAGAAGUGUAUUGUUGCUCACAACCACAUAUAGGAGAUUAUUUAUUGCAAACAGUUUUCAGGCAAAUAAACCUGAGCAGCAAAAAGUAGUUCCUGUUUUAAGCAGUAGGACUCCUAAUAAUCUGCAUCUUGCACAUACUGAUAGGAAAGGUUCAUCAGCAAAAUAUUUCAGUAGUGCUAAUUUACCAUCAGACUACUUCGUGACAUAUUUAUACUCAUUUUCUGAAAGGAAAUAUGCUUAUUUCAUUUCACGCCAGACAAAUUCAAAGAAUAGUGCUGUUACUAGUAAAAUUUCUCGCCUCUGUUUAGAUGAUGACUAUUUCAGAUCCUAUGUAGAAAUCCAGUUAGACUGUGUUGCAGAUUCAAAAACUCAGUAUUCUGUAGCACAGUCUGCUCACUAUGAUCCGAGCACCCAGAAGCUUACUAUAGCAUUUAGUAAAGCAACCAGUCCAGUGUCGUCUGCUGUCUGUUCGUUUGACCUACGUGAUGUGAACAAGAUGAUGGACAACACGGUGAGAGAAUGUUUCCAAGGCAAAGGUUCCUAUGGUCCAAUACAUUUUCACAAUGCAAGUUCGUGUAAAUCUACAAUGGCUAAACCUGACCUGUGUGGCCAAUCAGAAACAUCCGAAGAUUAUUCUGCUAUUGAGGGAAGUAUGCCAUUGUUCCAGCGUCCAAUUAUGACGCUACCAAGUAUAUUUGUGACGGCCAUUGUAACUAGAAGGGAGAAUAAGCAUACAACAAUUUACCUUGGAACAAGAAAUGGGGCUUUACAAAAGGUGACAGUUGCUGACAAUGGUCUAGUUACCAUGGUCACCACAGCUGACCUUGAUGCUGGUUACGAAGUGAUGAGCCCAAUGUUUCUCAACCAGGGAGGAAAUUAUCUUUAUGCUAUGACAAAAUCAAAGUUAUUGAAGGUUGACAUAGACCACUGUUUGGUGAAGACAUCUUGCCAGGAAUGUACUAGUUUGUUUGACUCAGUUUGUGGCUGGUGUGUUCUACAGAAUAGGUAGGUUAUAGUGAAUUACUGGACUUUAUUGGUGGAAUUUCCACACAAAACAAUUAGUCUACUGAUAUAUAUAAUUUUCCAAUCCUGAUGCAAAUAAAAAAAAAUUGUGGUUAAGUGGUAAACAAUUUUUUUUACUUCAAAAAACCUUAUUGCUGUGGCAUGGAAUCCUAGUCUGGGACUUAAGAUUAUUUCAUGUAAGGAAACUGUCCAGGUAGGUUAGGAAAAUUUGGUUGUUGUACUUGGGUGCAGGCUUGUGCCUGAAAUUUUUGCACUGGAAAGCACCUGAUGUUAUCUUCCACUAGUAAAGCUUGAAUAUCAUAUGACAUUUACAGUGUCAUGGUUGUUAAGGUGACAUUAAACCGAACCAAAACAAAAAAGUUUAUUUUUAAGAAAACA
Messenger RNA from Ruditapes philippinarum (Manila clam), 2056 nucleotides. Its product is annotated as plexin-A4-like. The transcript has 6 exons. Gene Ontology annotation, cellular component: semaphorin receptor complex. Lineage: Eukaryota; Metazoa; Mollusca; Bivalvia; Venerida; Veneridae. Gene Ontology annotation, molecular function: semaphorin receptor activity; protein binding. Bases 273 to 1664 code for a protein of 463 amino acids. The record is from RefSeq and is a predicted model, not a curated record. Gene Ontology annotation, biological process: regulation of cell migration; semaphorin-plexin signaling pathway involved in axon guidance.